CGGCAGGAUCUGUGCCACUGUUCUCCGCCAUUUUUUACUCCUCUUCUACUUCAUUACAUCACCAGACCGAGAGCAAUCAGAACAAGAAGUGUUAUAGGCGGUGAUGCAGAAAACAAAAGUUAAACAAAUGUUUGGAUUGUUAUUACUCAUUAUGUUUCUUCAUGGAAACAUCAAUGGCCAGAGUCAAAAUCAGGCAUUUAAUGAUGAACAGAAGCUUCAGCUUCCUGAGUCCUACAAGAUCGACUGGAUGAAGGAACUGCCUGAUAACACGAUCCUCUCUGGUAUUACCCUCCCUGGCACUCACGAUACCAUGGCACUUGAUGGAGGGCCUGCUGCUGAAUGCCAGGUCUGGAGUCUAGACGACCAGCUAAGGGCUGGCAUCCGCUACCUGGACCUCCGAGUGUUUGCUUGGGGAAACGAACUGUACCUCAUGCAUGGGAUUGUUUACCAGCACUCAACUUUUAGCAAAGCUAUUGACACGAUCAAAAACUUUCUGUCUGAAUAUCCGAGCGAAGUCGUUCUUGUCCGUGUCAAACCAGAUUUGAUAGAUAAGAGCAAAGUACAGGAACUAGUAGAAAAGCUAAUUAAGAAUGAUAGCAGCUUCUGGGUAAAGUCCACCACACCAGCCAUAAAACAAGUAAGAGGCAAGAUUGUGUUUGUACAGAAAGACAGCUUCAGUCUUGGUGUGCCACUUGUAGAAACGGACACCAAGGGAGACUAUAAGGUUGAUCACAUUAAAGACAAGGAAAAUGAAAUCCAUGAGCACCUCAACCAGGCCAUGACAAUGUGUCCUUGGGAUUCACUUGUUUUGACCUAUUCUAGUGGCACAGGUAUUGGUACCUUUUUGGGCAUGUUUCUAACACCAAAGAGGGUGGCAGAACAGAUUGACCCGUGGCUGUAUGAUUAUCUAAACACAAUGUUGGCACAGAAGCCUGUUCCCUGCUUUGGGGUUAUAGCCAUGGACUUUCCAGGCUUAGACCUCAUACAGACAGUCAUUAAGUUUAAUACCCUCAAAUGUGUUUAAACUCCUCAAGUUAUAAUCAUCAAGAAUGGUAGAAAUGCUCAUUUUAGGGUGAUGCAAUCAUACUUUGAUUUCUGUAUUAAAAUGCAAGCAAAAUAUGUGUAUUGUUUUUACACAUGUUGAAUAACAUUGUAUUAAUCGUUGGGGAUACGGAGACAACAAAUUGUUUGCACACUGAUUAAUUUUAAUGUAUCACAUUUUAAGCUAAUUGCAAUAAAAUGAGUUUUGCUGAUC
Messenger RNA from Trichomycterus rosablanca, 1255 nucleotides. RefSeq names its product 1-phosphatidylinositol phosphodiesterase-like. Bases 104 to 1024 code for a protein of 306 amino acids. The transcript has 3 exons. Gene Ontology annotation, biological process: lipid metabolic process. Gene Ontology annotation, molecular function: phosphoric diester hydrolase activity. The record is from RefSeq and is a predicted model, not a curated record. NCBI's taxonomy places the organism in Eukaryota, Metazoa, Chordata, Actinopteri, Siluriformes, Trichomycteridae.